Molecule: messenger RNA, 3227 nt
Organism: Eriocheir sinensis (Chinese mitten crab)
Lineage: Eukaryota; Metazoa; Arthropoda; Malacostraca; Decapoda; Varunidae
Product: fat-like cadherin-related tumor suppressor homolog
Exons: 2
Coding region: 9-3227 (1072 amino acids)
Biological process (GO): homophilic cell-cell adhesion
Cellular component (GO): plasma membrane
Molecular function (GO): calcium ion binding
Source: RefSeq, a predicted model, not a curated record
AUGAUGACAUGAUGGCCCAGGGAGCGGGCCUGCGGACGCUGCUGGCCCCGCCGCCUCCCGCACGCCACGCCCCGGACAGGCCACCUCUCAGGCGGCGGCCGCGGCCACCCUCGCGUCUCUUCCUUCUGGUGCUUCUACUGGGGCUGCCGUGGCUGUGCUGGAGCGCCGCCGCGGCAGCCAGCCCGAAGUCUCUCAGGUUCCUAAGGGACUGGUACAAUGUUAGCAUCUACGAGAACUCGCUGCCCAGGACGCACGUGUCCGGGAAGGAGCUCAUGGGCGUGUCCCUCGAGAACCUGCCGCCCACCACCCACGUCACGUACACUAUAGCUGAAGGGGACACGCACGGCUUCUUCACGGCCGAGUCGGAGGUGGUUGGCGGCGUCGUGGUGCUGCACGUGAGGACAAAAACAGGGUUGCGGGACGUGCUGAACCGUGAGCGGCGGGAGCGGUACAACUUAGUGGUGGAGGCGCAGGCCCGCAGUGCCGUCCGCCGCGGUGCGCCCCUCAAGGCCAGGGCCAACGUGACGGUGCGGGUGCUAGAUACGAACGAUAACAUACCGUUGUUUUUUCCCACGUCGUACCAGGUGAGUGUGGACGAGGACGCCGCUCCUCUCCGUGACGGCCCACGACGCCGACGACGGAUAACAGUCCUCGCCCAGGACCGCGGGCCGCAGCCACCUAACACGCGGGCCUCCGCCGCGGCGCGAGCCACAGUGGAGGUCCAGGUGUACCAAGUCAACAUCCACGCGCCAAGAAUCUCGGUGCAGCAUCUGCCCCACGUGGUCGAGCACGCCCACACCCACAUAUACGCCAUCAUCAAGGUGGACGACGAGGACGAGGGCGAGAGUGGCCGCGUGGACCAGGUGGUCAUCGUGGCCGGGGACCCCGACAGGCUCUUCAGCGUCACACAGGUCCACGACAAGGAGUACAAUCUCUCGGUGCUCAAGCUGCUGGACCGCGAGCUGGCGCCAGAAGGCUACAACCUAACCAUCCAGGCCGUCGACUGUGGGACUCUCUCGCGCAGGACGAGAGUCAGCGUCCAAGUCAACAUUGCCGACGUCAACGACCACGCACCCGUGUUUGCGCAGGAGCAGUACGAGGAGGCGGUGAGCGAGGAGGCGCCGCCCCAAACCCCCGUCGUGCGGGUGGCCGCCUCGGACACGGACCAGGGCAUCAACGGCAGAGUGCUAUUUAGGAUCGUGGCAGGGAAUGAUGACGAAAAAUUCUCUAUAAACCCUCGCGCAGGCCUAAUUUCAACGGCUGACUGGCUGGACCAUGAGCUGACGGCCUACUACAGCCUGACGGUGGCGGCGGUGGACCAGGCCAGCAACGCCCACAGGAAACAGUCCUCGGCCAAGGUUAUAAUUCGAAUUCUUGACGCCAACGACAACGCGCCUCAGUUCAACACGCCCAACACGGAGGUGACGCUGGACGAGAAUGAGCCGACGGGGUCUUACGUCACACGCAUGGUCGCCACAGAUGCAGACUCGGGAGAGAAUCGCUUCCUGUCGUACAGUAUUGCCAAUCUGGACCAAGUUCCCUUCGUGAUUGACCCUUUCGACGGGACAGUGCGAACCUCCGCCGUGCUGGACUUUGAGGCCCAGCGAAGAAUCUACACCAUCAAAGUUCGUGCGUCGGACUGGGGCACGCCUUUCAAGAGGGAGACGGAGACAACAGUGAAGGUAAAGGUUCGUGACGUGAAUGACAACCGGCCGCAGUUUGUCGGCGUGGACUGCAGAGGUUGGGUUUCCGUGGACGCCCCAGUCGGCACCAGUGUCCUUGCUCUCUCGGCUGUGGACCUUGACAACGGAAGCAUCAUCAGCUACAGGCUACACAAUGACAUGGACGAAGAGUGCUGGUCCGUUGAGAGUUCGUCGGGUGUGCUGGCUCUCACGUGUGACCUCAGGAAAGUUGUGAUGCCCGGUGACCCACAUAAGACGUAUGUUCUCAAUGUGACGGCCACGGACGGUACCCACGUGUCUGACCCGACGAGUGUGACGGUCGCGGUGAUCACCAAACGCAAAGAUGGCCAGGCCGCCCUCAAGCAACACUCCCACGUCGAGUGUCACGAAACGGAUAUAGGAUCGAAGGCUGAGGAAGUGGAAGCGGCCGCGGCGGAGAACAACGCCGCCGAGGAACACUACGCCCUGUUGCCGCUGCGCUACGGCUUCAACUCCCACCCACCAGAGCUUCUAGAAAAGUUUCCCAGCAUCGUCAAGGUCCGCGAGGAUGCGAGUAUCGGCACCGAGCUGCUGACUGUGGCGGCGAAGGACCAUGACCGGGGCCACAACGGCCGUGUGGUGUACGCCGGCUCCAGCGGUGACACGGACUCGGUGUUCAAGAUAGGCUUUGAAACAGGGGUCUUGAAGGUGGUGGCUGAGCUUGAUCGCGAGAGGACGCCAGAGUAUUUCCUUAACAUUACUGUGUAUGACCUCGGCGUCCCGCACAGGAGUGUGUCAAGGAAUCUCACAGUCAAAGUGGUCGACGUGAAUGAUAACGCUCCUGAGUUUAAUCGUGUGAGCUACAGCCUCCACCUCCCCGAGAACACGCGGAACGGCACCAGCGUGGCUCAGAUCACUGCCCAGGACGCGGACGAGGGUCUGAACGCCCAGUUAACGUACGAGUUAGUGUCGGAUGUGGACGAGUUCACGGUUGACAGAACGACUGGCAUUGUGUACAUACUGGGCGGCCUGGACCGUGAGCGGCGGAGUGAGUAUGACCUGCGGGUGAGGGCGUGGGACGGCGCGCCCGAACACCCGCAGUCUGCUCUGUCCCGGCUCAUGGUGACGGUCCUGGACAUCAACGACUGUCCGCCAGACUUCGGUGCCGCCCGCAGCCUCAGGGUUGACAUCCCGGAGGACCUGCCGCUGGGCGCGGUGGUGGCGUCCCUGCAGGCCACCGACCCGGAUCUAGGCAUGGGCGGCCAGCUGACCUACAGCCUCGUCAGCGCCCACGAGUAUGUUUUUCGCAUCGACGAGAAAACCGGCGUCGUGCGCCUCGCCCAGCCGCUGGACUUUGAGGCGCGGCAGUCCUACAACGUGACGGUCCGGGCCCAGGACGGCGGCAAUCCCGCCCUGAGCGCUGACGCCAGCCUCUUCGUCCAAGUCCACGACGUGGAUGAAAACUUGGGUCCCCGAUGUUCCCCAGCGCGUGCUGCGGGCCUGGGUCAGGAGAACCUGCCCCCGGCGCUGAGGUCAUCACGUUGGAGGUCAGGACCACGACAUUGA